GAGCGAUCUGGCGCGACGGGUGGCGACGGCAGAUACGCGCCUGGCAUUGGCGACAGGUACUGGGACUUGACCGAUGCUGAGGUCGAGCAGCUCAUGCAGCGCUGCGACGAUGCCGACGCCGCCAAGGCUGCUGGGAACCCAACCCCGUACGGUGGUCGGGCCAUCCGGAGCCAGGCGCUGGCCAUCGUGCCGCGCGGCUUGCCGCCCCUAGCAGGUGCCCAGCUUGUUCGUUUGGAGCGCGCGGAUGUCUUGCAGCGGGCGGAGGAAUUCAGGGUCCUCGCACGGCACCGUCACAAGCUCCAGCGCGAGAAAUCAGCGGAGGAAGACCGCCGAUGUGCUCAGGAUGACUUGUCGCUGGACGGCAUUGUGGCGGCGGCCUCGUCCACUUUUGCUGCAGUUCGCGACGUGCCGCACAACGACGAGGGGGGCCCCCCGUGGAAUGGAGUUGGCGGAGGCGACCUGGUUUUCUUGUCGCAGCGGUGGUCAGAGCUGAAGAGGCUCGCCGAGGCCAUCGCGACCAUCGAUGUCAGAAAAUACAGGCAGAGUGGGAUCAGCGAGCUCCAUAAGGCCUUGGUCGGCGUCUUCCGCGACCGCUGCGGGACCGCGCAGCAGCCGACGUCCAAGCUCGCUGGGAAGGUCGCGUUCGACCUCGGCGCGCUCGCAGACGAAGUGAUCUUUCUCCUCGUGGCGUUCACCUUGGAGAAGCCAUGGGAGAUUACGUUCUUGGAGCUGGGCUCGCCGACACCAAGCACCAGUUUCACGCAGUACGAGCUGACCGCCACCAUGCGGACAACGCUUCGCUGGGAUUGCGCCUGGCUUGAGGUUUAUUUUGGCGCCGACAUCGUGGGCGAUUUCGCGCCGAACAAGUGUUUCGUGAAACAGAAGUCUGCUGGCCUGCGCCCGAUAUGGAUCCCAAAGGGAGCGAAGAGGUCCGCGGAUGGAUUUGCUUCUUGGGCGGCCCUGGCGGCCGCAGAUGACGAUGGCGAUCCCGACGACCUCGGAGGGGAAGUUGCUGUCGAUGCAGCUGCAGAGUCGGACGAGCCCGACCCUGAGGGCGACGAGCUGGCGGCUGAGAGCGAACCAGGAGAUAGCGCAGGCACUGAGGCUGGCGGCAGCGCAUUGUCAGAUGACAUCUCCGACGGCGGCGGGGGCCUGCCAGCUCACACCGUUGUUAUUGUGCCUGGCCUCGGGCGGAUCAGCUAUUACGACACAUUUGAUCGGAAGUACUUCGUGGCCAACUGCGCGGACCCUGGUCACGUCUGCCACUUGCCGUGCCACACCACUCGCGUGUCCACGCCAGGGCACAAGAAGGGUCAAGGCCGCCCGCUCGGGUGGAUGAUGUCGUGGCUGGAGCGGCAGGGCGGCCUUGCGGCUGCCGGGGCCGCGACGCGGCAUGACCAUGUGCACGGCGGCUGGAGGCCCACGUUCGAGGGGCGCCGCGCGGCCGGAGAGCGGCUCGCUCUGUUGCCUG
This is a messenger RNA of Prorocentrum cordatum, 1471 nucleotides long. NCBI's taxonomy places the organism in Eukaryota, Dinophyceae, Prorocentrales, Prorocentraceae. The record is from the annotation of a GenBank genome assembly.